Messenger RNA from Penicillium canescens, 1473 nucleotides. Its product is annotated as cytochrome P450. The record is from RefSeq and is a predicted model, not a curated record. Gene Ontology annotation, molecular function: monooxygenase activity; heme binding; oxidoreductase activity, acting on paired donors, with incorporation or reduction of molecular oxygen. NCBI's taxonomy places the organism in Eukaryota, Fungi, Ascomycota, Eurotiomycetes, Eurotiales, Aspergillaceae. Bases 1 to 1473 code for a protein of 490 amino acids. The transcript is spliced from 4 exons.
AUGAGUGUCUCCCACGGUAUUUACCAAUUACUCUUUCUAGCUCUUUUAGCCACGGCGUGGAGAAUAUAUUCGAAUCGGUUCCGUCACCCUCUUAGUCAUUACCCGGGUCCUUUCUUCUGGACAAUUUCAAGAUUGCCUUACGCGGUGACCUACGCCCAAGGCACACUACAUAGGCGGGUCCGACAGCUCCAUGAUGUGUACGGGGAUGUCGUCCGUGUUGCUCCAGAUGAAUUAAGCUAUCGAACCGAGCAAGCGUGGAAAGACAUCCAUGGCUACUCGCGGAACUUCCCCAAAGACAUGCGGUUCUAUCAAACGUCCAAAAAUAAAGCCCCAAGUGUUGUUGUCGCUCCAGAUGGCGUCCACGGUCGGCAGAAGCGAGCAAUUCUCCGGGCAUUCUCAGAGCCCGCGAUGAAGUCUCAUGAGCACCUUCUGAGGCCCUUUGUUGAUUCUCUCAUUCAAAAGCUCCAGCAUACCAGUACAAGUACGGACGGUGGUGUCGUGGACCUGACAGAAUGGUAUAACUAUAUCAUGUUCGAUUUAAUGGCCUAUGAGCUCUUUGGCCAGUCUCUCGGCUGCCUUGAAAAUGGAACGAACCACCCGUGGGUGGACAUGCUAUUCGGGUCGAUCAAGGUAUGGGCUUUUCUCAGUCAGUCCAAGUACUUUCCAGCCCUUUCCUGGAUUAUCAAAGCCGCAGUGCGACUUUUCUGUCGCGAUCUUCUCAACCAUCGGAGCAAAAAGUUAGGUUGCAUCGCCUCUAAGAUUCCUGAGGGAGAGGGAUCGGACUCGAGCUCGCCAACAUUUAGCAGUUGUCUCCGAGCUAACAAAGGCCCUCACUCGACCCUUUCCACAGAGGAGGUCUUGUCCAAUCACAGCUUCAUAAUGAUGGCAGGUAGUGAAACUACCGCAACUCUGUUGUCUGGCUGCACAUUCUUUCUCCUGAAGCAUCCGCUGGUGUACAGGAAGCUUACGUUCCAAAUCCGGAACCGUUUCUCCUCGCCGGCAGAGAUGACAUUCUCGUCUCUAGCGAAUGUGGCAUACCUGAGGGCCGUGCUCCAAGAAGCAUUGCGGAUGUAUCCGCCGCUACCGCUCGGCAUGCCGCGCGUUGUACCGCUUGGGGGAGCUAUAAUUUCGGGCCAAUUCGUGCCAGAGAAGACAUCCGUUGCUGUCGCUUCGUGGGCGACCUACCGGUCCUCAUCCAAUUUCAACGCCCCUGAAAUGUUUCUUCCGGACCGCUGGCUUGAUGACGGCCUUGGUGAUAACGAUGUUAAAGGUGCUAUGCAGCCCUUUUCGGUGGGCCCACGAGCGUGUCCGGGAAAAAAUCUGGCCUUUGGGGAGGCCAGUUUAGUCCUUGCGCGGUUGAUAUGGGCGUUUGAUUUAGAGUUGUCAGCACAAUGCUCCAGCUGGGCAAAUCAACGGGCCUAUAUUAUCUGGGAAAAGGGCCCGCUUCUGAUCAAACUGACGCCGCGCAUUUAA